Molecule: messenger RNA, 2370 nt
Organism: Grus americana (Whooping crane)
Lineage: Eukaryota; Metazoa; Chordata; Aves; Gruiformes; Gruidae
Gene: DEDD
Product: death effector domain containing
Exons: 5
Coding region: 103-1191 (362 amino acids)
Biological process (GO): regulation of apoptotic process; apoptotic process; extrinsic apoptotic signaling pathway via death domain receptors
Cellular component (GO): nucleolus
Molecular function (GO): protein binding; DNA binding
Source: RefSeq, a predicted model, not a curated record
AACGAUUUGCUCAUCCCUCCUCUCCUGUAAGGAGCCGCGCGUGCGCGGGGACGGAUCGGGAGAGGCUCAGUCCUCCGCACGCAGGCUUAUCUCUGGGGUCUGAUGGCGCCUGCCUGUGCUAAUAACUCCGCGGUUGGGCUAAUUAUCCUGGCUCGGAAAAGUUUGGGAGCUUGGCUGCGGGGUUGCGGCACUCGGAGGAGCCCUCGGCUCGGCACGUGCCGGCAGCGGUGGAAGAUGGCCGCCUUCAAACGGAGCCGAGCGCAAGCCUGGCCGGAGGAACGGGGCGACCGGGAGCACGGGCUGUACAGCCUGCACCGUAUGUUCGACAUCGUGGGCACCCACCUGACCCACCGGGACGUGCGGGUGCUCUCCUUCCUCUUCGUGGACGUGAUCGACGAUUACGAGAGGGGGAUGAUCCGCAGCGGCAGGGACUUCUUGCUGGCGCUGGAGCGGCAGGGCCGCUGCGACGAGACCAACUUCCGACAAGUGCUGCAGUUGCUGCGGAUCAUCACUCGUCACGACCUGCUGCCCUACGUCACCCUCAAGCGGCGACGGGCCGUGUGUCCGGACCUGGUGGACAAGUACCUGGAGGAGACGUCCAUUCGCUACGUGACGCCCCGAGCUCACAGUGAGGCAGAGCACGGGCUCGGCCACCCCCAUAAAUCAGUGCCUCCCCACCACCCCGUGGUCUGCUGCUCCCCCGCGGGACCCCAAAUAUGUACCAAGAGGCCCGGCCGCGGCAGGACCCCCCUCAGCAGCCAGCGCAAGAGGAGGAAGUCGGCGACGCCGGACCCCAAGGAGAAGCAGACCUGUGACAUCCGCCUGCGAGUCCGAGCCGAGUACUGCCAGCACGAGACGGCGCUUCAGGGCAACGUCUUCUCCAACAAGCAGGACCCCUUGGAGCGUCAGUUCGAGCGCUUCAACCAGGCCAACACCAUCCUGAAGUCCCGGGACCUGGGCUCCAUCAUCUGUGACAUAAAAUUCUCAGAGCUCACCUACCUCGACGCGUUCUGGCGCGAUUACAUCAACGGCUCUUUGCUGGAAGCCCUCAAGGGCGUCUUCAUCACGGACUCGCUCAAACAAGCCGUGGGCCACGAAGCCAUCAAACUGCUGGUCAAUGUGGACGAGGAGGAUUACGAGGUCGGGCGGCAGAAACUCCUGAGGAACUUGAUGCUGCAGUCGGCUCCCUGACGCCCGGUGGCUGCUCGGUGGGAUCCAUGCUUUUUCCUUUUUUUUUUUUUUUCUUUCUUUUUUUUUUUUCUAAAAGAAAAGGAAAAGAUGAUUGAAACCCCCGCCCGGUACUGUGCAACUCUGGGUUCGGAGCAGGGCUGGAGCCACGGGGGGAGCGCCGGAGGCUGACGUGUUUCCUCACCCCUUCCCUCUCCUGUCACCUCUGUCACCUCCUCUCGCUUUGUUUUCCUUUUUUUUUUUUUUUCCCCCUCUUUUAUUUUGUAUCCAUUAAAAACAAAAAAAGGCGAAAAUCCUGCCUGGGGCACGUCAGUGGCGGGGCUGGGCGAGCUGCGAGUGACGGCGGGGUGGGGGGGGGUUGGCAAAGCUUCGUACCGGGGUGGGUCCCUGUGGUGCCUGUGUGGGGUCUGGGGGUGGCUGUGUCCCCCCCCGCCCUUGUGUCACCGUCCUGGGGGGCUCCAUGUGCCGGGGGAUGCUUCGUGUCCCCCCCCUCCCCGUUUCUCCCUCAAAUACCCCCCCCCCGUCGCCUCAGUGGGUUUCUCAGGAGUAAAACUGUCCCCGCGGCGUCCCCGGACCAUGUGCCUUCGUGUCCCCCUCCCCUGCGGGGGCCGGGGGGAGGACCAGCGCCGAGGGACGCCCCGAAACCUCUCCCCUGUCCCCUCUGCCUUGUUCCCCCCCCCCCGCCCCUCCCCGGCUGCCUGGCUCUGUCCCUCCCCUCUCCAGCUGGCAACUGGGACAAACUGGGGACAAGGAGCAGGCUGGGGCGGCGGGCUCUGCCUGUUGCUGGCAGCAGGCAGCAGAACCUCUGCCUGCGCUCUGCCUGCACGUGCGGAGAGCCCCCACAGUGGCCGUUUGUGUGCCCCCCCCCGGCCUGUUGGCCCCAGGGGGGAUUGAUUUUUGUUUUCCAGCGCCAUGCCGGUUUUGUGGUUUUUCUCCCCGUCCCCACUCAGCUGCCGGUGGGGUGCGGACCCCCUCUGGGGUGGGGGGCAGCCCCCCCGGGACUCGUGGUGCGUGUGGGGUCCCCCCCAGAGCACGCAGCCCCCCCUCCCCCCCCCUGCUUACGGAUGAUUCUGGCACAACUCGGUGUAAUUUCUGUGACUUCUGUAUUUUUUAAACUUCAAUAUAACGGUCAUAUUCCCUGUGUAGCUUUUGGGUUUCUUGAAAUAAACAUCUACCGCAGCA